AUGACGUCCCGAAUACCUUUCAAAAAUGAUGGCAGUUUUAUGGAGAUUUUUAAGCAACUUCAAGCUGAACAGGAUCUGGCAAACAUCAGCGCAAAUGUUGAUGUUGGUACUCCAGCGACUAACAAGAAUACAUUUUCAAUCUUGGACGCUCCAUUCUCUUUAGAUGUGGUUCUUCCUAAAGUGUUGCCUCCCGAAGAUCAAAAAGCCAUCAUUGCGAUUGAAAGCCUGAUCAUGCGUCUUGUUGGCUUACCCCAGUCAUUAGCAAAAUUGGAGGUCGCCAAAUUUGAGGACAGCGUGCAAUACUGGUUUCUUACCGUUCCGGACUCGGUUGAAUGCAAAUAUUUGCAAAAAAGGUUGCAAGAAGAGCUUAUUAAGAGAUCGAAGACCUCGGUCGAAGAGGAGAUUGAGGCGUGUAAGGUGGACUAUAAGCUCUCCGACAUUCAGCUUCCCCCUGAAAAACCUCCUGCAAGAACUGUCUCUCCUAAGGCAUGCGAUGUUUAUGCGAAUGUUACGAAAUCGGAGCCCUCGUCUUUAAAGCCGCUGGAGAUACCUGCUCCUACACGAAAAAGGAAAUCUAGGUGGGACACCGAACAGACGGCCAAAUCUGAAGGCCUGAGUGAGCUUUCCCACAAUGAAGUUUUGGCGUCCGCCGUUGCAGCAGCAAAGGCUGCUGCUCAGUUAGCAGCAUCAAACAAUAAGCCCGCUCAAACGAUUUGCUCUAAUGUACGACAACUUACUGGUGGAGCUGUUCUCAGUGAUGAACAAGUUAAACAGAUUCAAUAUCAAAAAGAACUUCAGGCCAUGCAUGAGUUCAUAUUAGCUCAGCAGCGCCUGAAGAUGCAGGAGCAACAGCUGAUGGAGUCGAUUGAGGGAGUAAAUUACUCAAAAAAGCCAAGGAAAACUGUUGAUGGCCUAGAAGUCAAGUACGAGUAUGAUUCCGAUGAGGAUUGUGAAGGUGGCACUUGGGAGCAUAAACUCAGAGCUGCAGAAAUGGAAGCCACUCGGGACUGGGCGGAAAAGUUGACUGAGAUGGGACAAGGAAAACACCACAUAGGCGACUUCUUGCCACCCGAUGAACUGGAACGUUUCAUGGAAACCUAUCGUGCUCUUAAGGAGGGUCGUGAGCCCGACUACAGCGAGUAUAAACAAUUUAAGCUCACCUGUGAGAACGUUGGUUUCCAAAUGCUUGAGAAAAUGGGCUGGAAAGAGGGCGAGGGUCUUGGUGUCUCCGGUCAGGGUAUCGUCAAUCCUGUCAGCAAGGGUAAUGUUCACGUGGAAGGUGUUGGUCUUGGGGUGGAGAGAUCAUCCAAUCUUACCGUCGAAGAUGAUGAGUUCGAGGCCUAUCGGAAGCGGAUGAUGCUGGCCUAUCGGUUUCGUCCUAAUCCGUUGAACAAUCCGCGCCGAGAUUACUACUAG
Molecule: messenger RNA, 1416 nt
Organism: Echinococcus granulosus
Lineage: Eukaryota; Metazoa; Platyhelminthes; Cestoda; Cyclophyllidea; Taeniidae
Product: Splicing factor 4
Exons: 13
Coding region: 1-1416 (471 amino acids)
Cellular component (GO): nucleoplasm
Molecular function (GO): RNA binding
Source: RefSeq, a predicted model, not a curated record